Grus americana (Whooping crane) is the source of this 2518-nucleotide messenger RNA. RefSeq names its product tetratricopeptide repeat domain 38 (gene TTC38). Gene Ontology annotation, molecular function: protein binding. Lineage: Eukaryota; Metazoa; Chordata; Aves; Gruiformes; Gruidae. The record is from RefSeq and is a predicted model, not a curated record. The transcript has 14 exons. The coding region runs from base 110 to 1510 and encodes 466 amino acids.
UGCUGGCCUGGCCCCACUGCCGCCCCGGCCGCGGCCCCGGCCCCUCCUCCUGCGGGGGCGGGAAGCGCGGAGCGGCUGGACGACGGCACAGGAGCCCUUGUGGGGAAUCAUGGUGCCGCUGAGGGACUGCAAGGCCUGGCAGGAUGCUGGACUUGUCCUGUCAACUACUAGCAAUGAAGCCUGUAAACUAUUUGAUGCUGCGCUGACCCAGUAUGCCACCUGGGCCAAUAAUGAGAGCCUUGGAGGUAUUGAGGGCUGUCUCUCAAAGUUAAAAGCAGCAGAUCCAAAUUUUACAAUGGGACAUGUCAUUGCUAAUGGUUUGGAGCUGAUUGGCACUGGAAGUUCAGUGCGGCUCAACAAAGAGCUGGACAGUGCCAUGAGAACGAUGAUGACACUUUCAAAAUCACAGCCACUGACUGAGCGGGAGAAGCUUCAUGUAUCAGCGCUGGACAUGUUUGCCAGUGGCCAGCUUCCAAAAGCUUGUGAUCUAUGGGAACAGAUUCUGCAGAGCCACCCAACUGACCUGCUAGCCCUCAAAUUUUCCCAGGACGCUUAUUUCUACCUGGGACAUCACAUACAGAUGCGAGAUUCUGUUGCCCGGGUUUAUCCUUUCUGGACAUCUGAUGUUCCACUGAGCAGCUAUGUGAAGGGCUACUACUCUUUUGGACUCAUGGAAACAAACUUUUUUGAUCGUGCUGAGGAGCUUGCCCGUGAGGCUUUGGUUGUAAAUCGGACAGAUGCAUGGUCUGUUCAUACUAUAGCUCACGUAAAUGAAAUGAAAGCAGAGGUGAAGAAAGGAUUAGAAUUUAUGAAGGAAACGGAAGCCAACUGGAAGAACAGUGAUAUGCUUGCUUGCCAUAAUUACUGGCACUGGGCUUUAUACUUUAUUGAAAAGGGUGAAUAUGAGGCUGCUUUGACAAUUUAUGACAAUCAUAUUGCUCCCCGGUGUCUGUUAAGUGGAAGCAUGCUGGAUGUAGUAGAUAACUGUUCGAUGCUGUACAGGCUUCAUCUGGAAGGUGUAAAGCUUGGAGACAGGUGGAACAAUGUUCUCAAGCUUACAAAGAAGCACACCAAAGAUCACAUUCUUCUGUUCAAUGACGUACACAUCUUGAUGUCCUCACUUGGAGCCAAAGACCACAAAACUACUGAUGAGCUUUUAACAACUCUUCAGGAACUUGCCAAAGCACCUCAUGAAGACCAUGAGCUUUCCCUGGCUCCCAGGUUGGGGUUGCCACUGUGCCAGGCUUUUGUAGAGUUUGAAAAUGGAAAUUGUGACAAGGCUGUAGACCUGCUGUACCCAAUCCGUUACCAACUAAUCCAACUAGGAGGCAGUAAUGCUCAGAGAGAUGUUUUCAGCCAGUUAUUGAUUCAUGCUGCUUUAAAUUCUAAAUCACAAGCCAAACAAAACCUUGCAAGGUGCCUUCUGAGAGAACGUGAUGUGAUGAGACCAAAUUCACCAAUGACGGAGCGACUUAUUAGGAAGGCAGCAGCUGUUCAUUCAAUGGCUUAAGUCUUUCCUCUGUGCUUCAGCUGAAAUUGCAAUAAGCUUACCAAUCAAAGCCUGGGUCCAGGGUGCGGAGGGGUGAUACGAUUUAAACCAUGCUAGAGAUUCACCGUAGGUAAGAGUACCCUGUGAACUAGAGACCUGAUGAUGAUUUCCUUAAAAAAAAAAAAAAAAAAAAAUAGUGUUGCAUUUCAGGAGGUUGUACCUUAGAUGAUUCCACAAAGAAAGAAGAUAACCUGCUGAUAAUGCUCAGCUCUCUGAAGCAUCGCAGGACACUGCUUUUCUGGUAUAUUUUCCUGACAGUUCCCUGUGAGCUUGAUUAUAUACAGUCCAGUAACAGUGCCUGGAUUUCAGUCAUCCAUUGGCCCAAUUUGUUACUUUGUUACUAUGUUAAAUAAUCAGUAAACUGCUCAGGUAAUUCAAAUGAACCUUUUAAACAUAGCUAAUAGGAAAUUAUGGGGCCAGAGCCAAUUCAGGCAUAAACUGAAUUUCCCUGGCAUUACAGAUCUGUUUGCAUUCAGCAUCUCUUUCCCGGUGCAUAUUUUUAAACUCCCUCUCAUAAAAUGUGAAACUUUUUCCUUUCGAUAUAGCACCUUGGAGCUUUCUGAAAUUAUUCUGUGAAUGAAAUCAGACAAGAGGAAUAAUAGCUGACUGUGACUAUUCUAACAUGGGUACUUCCUUGGCACUUUUAAGUCUUUCAGGUGUAGUUCCCUGUUCUUUAGCUUCGUCACUGCUUUAUCUGUCCAGCCAUGACUAGAUUUUCACUAUUAUUUUUAAUUGGUGCAUUUCAAGCAAUGCAGAUUAAAGAUAAUUUUUUACUCAAGGAAUAUAACAUAUCUUAUUGGGGAACAAUAGCUUGAGAAAACUGCUGGCUGUUCAUGAAGUGUGUAGUUUAUGUGAGCCAUUGCUAUACAAAUUUAAGAAUGACACUUGUAGUAUUUUUGGUAUAAUAUGAUUGAGAAUUUUAUCUGCUUUACAUCAAUAAAUUCAAAGAUAUGCUCAGUUGAGCAGCAA